AUGGAGCUACCUGAACUUCCAGGCAAUGAGUUUGGGGACAUGUUGGGUCCCCACACACACUACCUUGAUUCCUCCUCCUCCUCCUCCGAAGCCGAUUUCGGAUUCGCCUUCAACGACAGCAACUUCUCCGAUCGGUUGCUCCGGAUCGAGAUCAUGGGCCGCGGCUCUAACCCCGACGCUGAAGGGUAUGGGAGCAUCGCCGAUUGGGCUCGUCGCCGCAAGAGGAGAAGAGAGGAUACUAUCAAGAAGGAAUCUGUUACCAUUUCAGACAUUCUCGCGGGUGCUGAGGAGCGGGUUUUGACUAAUGAGCAGCCUGAUAUGGAUGAAGGCGAGGCUAUGAUUGAAGAGGCUUUUUCAGGUGAUGAUGAGGACGAUGUGACUAGUGCCCCAAACUGGGGGCUUGAGUGGUUGGACUGUUUUAGUGUUAAAAGGGUUAGGGAGCUUCAUAUUAGUUCUCCUAUCUUAGCUGCCAAAAGCCCUUUCUUUUACAAGCUUUUCUCCAAUGGAAUGAUGGAAUCUGGACAAAGGCAUGUCACUCUUCUAAUCAAUGCAUCAGAGGAAGAUGCGUUGAUGGAGCUUUUAAACUUUAUGUAUACCAACACGGUGUCUGUCACCACAGCACCUGCAUUGUUAGAUCUGCUCAUGGCUGCUGAUAAGUUCGAGGUCGCCUCUUGCAUGAGUUACUGCAGCAGACUUCUCCGCGACAUGCCUAUGACUACCGAGUCUGCGCUGCUUUACCUCGACCUUCCCCCCACUGUUCUAGUGGCUACACCCGUUCAGCCUUUAACCGAUUCUGCAAAGAAGUUCCUUGCUGCCCGUUACAAGGACUUUACCAAGUUUCAAGAGGAGUUUAUGUCUCUCCCCUUGGCGGGAAUUGAGGCGGUUUUGUCAAGCGACGAUCUCCAAGUUGCAUCAGAGGAUGCAGUUUACGAUCUUAUCUUGAAAUGGGCAAGAGCGCAGUACCCUUCGUUGGAGGAGCGGAGAGAGAUUCUCGGGUCACGCCUCGCACGCUCCAUCCGCUUCCCGUUCAUGACGUGCCGUAAGCUGAAGAAGGUGCUGACAUGCAGUGACUUCGAGCACGAACUAGCGUCAAAGCUUGUUCUGGAAGCGCUCUUCUUCAAGGCGGAAACCCCACACAAGCAGCGUAGCCUAGCCGCGGAAGAGUCAGCCUCAGUGCACCGCCACCUCAUAGAGAGGGCUUACAAAUACAGACCGGUCAAAGUACUUGAGUUCGAGCUUCCUAUGCCGCAGUGCGUGGUCUACCUAGACCUGAAGAGAGAAGAAUGCAUUGGAUUGUUCCCUUCAGGGAGAGUCUAUUCUCAGGCCUUUCACAUAGGCGGUCAAGGGUUCUUCCUCUCAGCGCAUUGCAACUUGGACCAGCAGAGCUCGUUUUACUGUUUCGGGCUGUUCCUAGGGAUGCAGGAGAAAGGGUCGGUGAGCUUUGGAGUGGACUAUGAGUUCUCGGCGAGGUCAAACCCAUCGGAGGAGUUCAUAAGCAAGUACAAAGGGAACUAUACGUUCACUGGAGGGAAAGCAGUUGGGUACAGGAACUUGUUUGGGAUUCCAUGGACGUCUUUUGUUGAGGAGGAUAAUCUUUACUUCAUCAAUGGCAUCCUCCAUCUCAAGGCUGAGCUUACCAUCAGAAGGUCUACAGAUCCUUAGUGACCUUUUCUCUUUGUUCCUUCAUGGCAGACUUAUCUUUGCUACAUCUCUUCUCUCUAACCAAACUUUUAUUUUAGACUUUGAAGUUUAUAUAACUUUAUAAAACUUUUCUAAAUCAGCGACAUUUAAGAAUGAUGUAAAUGCGUUUGGGUUUGGUAUAUUUCUGUUUAUGCUU
Molecule: messenger RNA, 1837 nt
Organism: Brassica oleracea var. oleracea
Lineage: Eukaryota; Viridiplantae; Streptophyta; Magnoliopsida; Brassicales; Brassicaceae
Product: BTB/POZ domain-containing protein POB1-like
Exons: 6
Coding region: 1-1662 (553 amino acids)
Biological process (GO): response to red light
Cellular component (GO): nucleus
Molecular function (GO): protein binding
Source: RefSeq, a predicted model, not a curated record